This is a messenger RNA of Xenia sp. Carnegie-2017, 1025 nucleotides long. RefSeq lists its product as uncharacterized. NCBI's taxonomy places the organism in Eukaryota, Metazoa, Cnidaria, Anthozoa, Malacalcyonacea, Xeniidae. The transcript has 2 exons. The record is from RefSeq and is a predicted model, not a curated record. Bases 124 to 558 code for a protein of 144 amino acids.
ACAUCAGCACCUAACAAAUUGUUGGAAUAAAGUCGUGGAAACUGUCUGUUUUGUUAUGGACUGGUUGGGCAAUCAUCGCAUCAUAGCCAUGCAACCGACCAAACCGAUAGCAUUGACUCAACAAUGCGAGACACCGCGUCAAGUACACCAGAUAAUACCAAUAAACCAGAGGACGAGAUGGUGUUAAGAGGCUUGUACCAUAUCAUAGUUCUUGGCUCCCAAACUUUGGCCAUUAAGUUGCUAGAAGUCAUUUCGGAGAACUUAGAUAUUCCGGGAAAUCUGUAUAGCGCGAAACGCGAAUAUGCUGAAGAAUGUCUUCGCUUGGUGGAGGAAAAGUACUAUCCAACUUUGGAUGUUAUUGAAAAGGCGUCCGACCUUUUGGUGGAACUAACAAGAGAUUUCGAACCUCACAAAAUUGACAUAUUUAACUCAUACGUUGGUCGUGCUCAAUUGGAGAUACAGCUUUGUCGUGAUUUUCUCGAUGAGGCAAAAACUGCCAUUGACGAAUUGAUGGAAAAAGUUAGCACAGAAAAAUGUGUGUCACGUGGCGUGCGUUAACUAGGAUGGGGAGUCACGUGUUACUCUUUGUAUCGUAUUACAUCAUCCACAUCUAAACUCGAGGAUCUUACAAGCUACGUUGUCCCUUUGAGGAGUGCUGCAGUAAAGAAAUUAAUCCUUCGGUUGCCUUAUCUGGCAGGCUGCGCGAUUUCUGGCUACUUGUGGUUGUCUUGUUUCCGCCCAAAACGUGCUUACGAGCUCCGAGAAAAUCUUGAAAAGAUGCAAUGCAAGCAUAAUCUUUUUAUUAUGCAGUUAAACUACUUAGACAGACGACUGGAAUUGUUGCAGAAUGAUUUUUCUCGUCGGGAUAGCGUUUAGCACAUUUAAUGAAUACUUUAUGAAUACUUUCAAGUAAAUUGAAAACGAGCUAACUGACAACGUGCAGUAAAUAAAAUCCCACCUCACUGAGAUGUUGCUAGUCAAUUUGUGUAAGUGUACACGCAUUCUGUAUGAAUAAUAUUUGAAAC